Molecule: messenger RNA, 4271 nt
Organism: Prionailurus viverrinus (fishing cat)
Lineage: Eukaryota; Metazoa; Chordata; Mammalia; Carnivora; Felidae
Gene: LARGE1
Product: LARGE xylosyl- and glucuronyltransferase 1
Exons: 16
Coding region: 553-2940 (795 amino acids)
Biological process (GO): protein O-linked glycosylation via mannose
Molecular function (GO): xylosyltransferase activity; glucuronosyltransferase activity
Source: RefSeq, a predicted model, not a curated record
CCGAAGCUGGGGGCGCGGCCGCGCUCGCCUCGCGGGGCCGGGAGCGGGCAGGCCCUGCCCUGAGGGGGCGAAGCCGCGGGGAGCGCGGGAGGUGGAGCCGGCCCCGGCGGCCGCCCCGCGUCUCUCCCCAGCGCCCCCUUCCCAGACCCGGCCCGAGGCGGACGCAGGCCCCUGCCCGUGCGGGGCGCCCCCAGCUCUGAAGAGUCCCUAGGGCGGGGAGCAGCUCCAGGCAGCGGCGCCGGAGGGAGAGGAAGAAGGGACUGUGCCCAGCCUGGGCGGCCCGGACCCUCCCCGCAGCUUUUGGAGCCGGGGGCCGCCCCGAAGUCUGCGCUUGGCACCGCCGCUUGAGCUAGGGCAGCGCCUGCUGGGACCCCGACCCGGACCCUCUGCGCCUUGUAGGCGGCGGCGGCGCCGCCGCGCCACCCAGCUCUUCCGCGGUCCCCCUGUGUUUGGCGGCAGUCACGGCCAAGAAAGUAUUAUGAGGGAGGCCGAGGACCCCGUGCUCCGGGCAGAGAAUCGGCGCUGGGAUUAGGGGUUGUCACUUCUGAGAGGAUGCUGGGAAUCUGCAGAGGGAGACGGAAAUUCCUGGCUGCCUCGCUGACUGUUCUCUGCAUCCCAGCCAUCACCUGGCUUUACCUCUUUGCCGGGAGCUUUGAAGAUGGGAAGCCGGUGUCCCUGUCUCCGCUGGAGUCGCAGCCGCACAGCCCCCGGUACGCGGCCGCCGGCCAGCGGGAGCGCGAGAGCCUGGAGGUGCGCGUGCGCGAGGUGGAGGAGGAGAACCGCGCGCUGCGCCGGCAGCUCAGCCUGGCGCAGGGCCGCGCCCCAGCCCACCGCCGCGGCAACCACAACAAGACCUACUCCAUGGAGGAGGGGACCGGGGACAGCGAGAACCUCCGCGCGGGCAUCGUGGCGGGCAACAGCUCGGAGUGCGGGCAGCAGCCGGUCGUGGAGAAGUGUGAGACAAUCCACGUUGCUAUUGUCUGUGCCGGAUAUAACGCCAGCCGCGAUGUCGUCACCUUGGUCAAGUCUGUCCUGUUUCACAGACGGAACCCUCUCCACUUCCACCUCAUCGCCGACUCCAUCGCAGAGCAGAUCCUGGCGACGCUCUUCCAGACGUGGAUGGUGCCCGCCGUACGUGUAGACUUCUACAAUGCGGAUGAGCUCAAGUCUGAAGUGUCCUGGAUCCCCAACAAACACUACUCUGGCAUUUAUGGUCUAAUGAAGCUCGUCCUGACCAAGACUCUCCCUGCCAACCUGGAGAGGGUCAUUGUCCUUGACACGGAUAUCACCUUUGCCACUGACAUUGCAGAAUUGUGGGCCGUGUUCCACAAGUUCAAAGGUGCGCUGGGCUUGCCCAUCUGGAAGAGUGCAGUGGGCAGAGGUGUGUGUGCUGAUUCCUUAUUGAGAUGGAUGGAGGGGCCAUUUAAGGGAACACUGUCAGCCAGCCUAGGACCAGGUCAGCAGGUCCUGGGCUUGGUAGAGAACCAGAGUGACUGGUACCUUGGAAACCUGUGGAAAAAUCACCGUCCUUGGCCUGCCCUUGGAAGGGGCUACAACACAGGGGUGAUCCUGCUGCUUCUGGACAAACUACGGAAGAUGAAAUGGGAACAGAUGUGGCGGCUGACCGCAGAGAGGGAGCUGAUGGGCAUGCUGUCCACGUCCUUAGCGGACCAGGAUAUUUUCAACGCUGUCAUCAAACAGAACCCCUUCCUCGUGUAUCAGCUCCCCUGCUUCUGGAAUGUGCAGCUGUCGGACCACACCCGCUCUGAGCAGUGCUACAGGGACGUGUCUGAUCUAAAGGUCAUUCACUGGAACUCCCCCAAGAAGCUGCGGGUGAAGAACAAGCACGUGGAGUUUUUCCGCAACCUCUACCUGACCUUCCUGGAGUACGACGGGAACCUCCUGAGACGAGAGCUGUUCGGCUGCCCCAGUGAAGCCGAUGUCAACAGUGAAAACCUCCAGAAGCAGCUCUCUGAGCUGGAUGAGGAUGACCUGUGUUAUGAGUUCCGGCGAGAACGAUUCACUGUCCACCGAACCCACCUGUACUUCUUACACUAUGAGUAUGAGCCCACUUCAGACAACACGGAUGUCACCCUGGUCGCUCAGCUCUCCAUGGACAGGCUCCAGAUGCUCGAGGCCAUCUGCAAGCACUGGGAGGGACCCAUCAGCCUGGCCCUCUACCUGUCGGACGCCGAGGCCCAGCAGUUCCUCCGCUACGCACAGGGCUCCGAGGUGCUCAUGAGCCGCCACAAUGUGGCCUACCACAUCGUGUACAAGGAGGGCCAGUUCUACCCCGUGAACCUGCUGCGCAACGUGGCCAUGAAGCACGUCGGCACACCCUACAUGUUCCUGUCGGACAUCGACUUCCUGCCCAUGUACGGGCUCUAUGAGUACCUCAGGAAGUCUGUCAUCCAGCUUGACCUUGCCAGCACCAAGAAAGCGAUGAUUGUCCCUGCAUUCGAGACACUGCGCUACCGGCUGUCUUUCCCCAAGUCCAAAGCGGAGUUGCUGUCAAUGCUGGACAUGGGGACUCUCUUCACAUUCAGGUACCACGUCUGGACAAAAGGCCAUGCUCCCACAAACUUCGCCAAGUGGCGGACUGCCACCACGCCUUACCGUGUUGAGUGGGAAGCUGAUUUCGAGCCAUAUGUUGUUGUGAGAAGGGACUGCCCUGAGUAUGACCGGAGGUUUGUGGGCUUUGGAUGGAACAAGGUGGCUCAUAUCAUGGAACUGGAUGCACAGGAAUAUGAAUUCAUCGUGCUGCCCAAUGCCUACAUGAUCCACAUGCCUCACGCCCCCAGCUUUGACAUCACCAAGUUCCGGUCCAACAAGCAAUACCGCAUCUGUCUCAAAACCCUGAAGGAAGAGUUUCAGCAGGACAUGUCCCGCCGCUAUGGCUUUGCCGCCCUCAAAUAUCUCACGGCUGAGAACAACAGCUAGCACCAGGAAACCCACCCCUAGGGAGAGACCUAUUCUGCAGGGGAAAAGCCACUUUGCUAUUUGGGGCCCAGCCUUCAAACUCAAAAUUUGAGCAAUGCUUUUUUGGUUUGUUUUUAUUUGUCUCUUUGGCCCAACAAAGCUGCCCACACUACAGAGAUCUGGGACAAGGAUCCAGCCAGCUCCUCUCUGCUCCACAAUCUGGCAUUCCCAGAAUGUGGAAGAGUAGCUCAUCGACACAGUCUCUUCAAGAACGGGACACAGGGGUGUUAGAGGGAGCAAAGGGGUUAUCCUACUAAAAAGCCACAAAACCGAGCUGGUCUUUAGGGAUGUUCUUGUUGCUUUUUAAGAAAGGGAAGUCAGGGUGCUGGGGGUUAGCGAUCCCAGAAAAUAAAGGCAAAACUGUCUUUUUGUCCAGAGGAAACUUUCUUUUGUGUCCUGCAAUCUAGCUGUGUAUCCAAGGUGGGGGCCAUCCAAUGAUCUGAACCAACCAUGCAGAAAUACCCAGUGGGGACAUUAUACCUGGUGGGACCUGGAGGUGGGGUGGGUUGGUUCUUUAUCCUCAAGGUCGCUCUUGUUUUGCUUUGAUUUGUUUUCCUUUGAGGGGAUUCUGUUUGUUUGUUUGUUUGUUUUUGGUCUGGGAAUCCAAAAUUGAAAACUUGAUCUUUUAAGUCUCUGAAAGAGAAUCAGCUGCGUCAGCCAACAUCCCCUUAUGAGCAGUGGCCCAGCAAGGAGGACAAGAGUCUUCAGCCAAUAUUUAAACAUGGGCAGCCCUCUUCAGGAUUCUCACUGAGGCCCCCAUGACCUUGAAUUCCCUACUCUCCAGAAUCCAGGGGCUAAGACGGGGACUGUGGAAAUAAGAAGACCAUCCCGUCUACAACCAGUCACAUUUUCUAUUGGCAGUGACCGCUUCCUGAAGAAAGGGCUCUGAAGGGGCUGCUUCGGUGCACGUGAAAGGUACGAACCUCCCAGGCCUUCAGAAGAACUUUAAUAGUUCACACAUGCCCAAUUCCGAAGAUUCACAUGUCCCUUUGGAGACCUUGAGGAAGAAUGUGUUGGGUUCCUCCGACUCCGUGCUGCUUCGCUGCGGGUGGGAGGAGGUCACAGCCUCAGGCUCCUCUGGGACCUGUCCAGAGGGCAGGCAAGCACCUUUACCAUUACAAGGAUUGAGGAGACGCUGGACUUUUUACCCAUUUUCUUGAAUCUUCAAUAUUAAUGUUGUGUUUACAUUGAUGAGAACAAAAGUCCACGCCCUCCUCUAGGCUGGGCUGUUUGUAUUGAGUUGCAAUGUGACCAGCGAACGCUGCAUUCAAUAAACGAAAGUACGGACUGUG